AUGGCGUUUCUCCCGCGGGUUUUACCCUCCGCCUGGAGCGGUCCGUUGUGUCCCGUGUGGUCGCUAAUUGGGCGUGCCGCUCGCGCUGCUCGUCGCCGUCGCUCAACCCGCACCUCUGGUCGCUCGCCCUCUCCGCGGCCGCGUCGCGCCACGGCGGACGCGGCGCUGCUGCCGCUCUUGCUGCUCGCGCACGCCGUCACGCUGCUCCUCAAUUACUCCGCUGCGCGCAUCGUCGACGUUACCGGCGCCACCGUUCCUCAGGUGUGGCUUCACGAGUUUCCGCGCGCCCUCCGCCGCCUGCUGCCGAUCCUCUGCGCCGCCUCCAUAGUCGCGCUCGACGUCGCCGCGCUCUGGGCCUCCGCCACGGCGCUGCAGCUGCUGGCGGGGCUUGCGCUCAAGCCCGCGCUGCUGCUCUCCGCCCUCUCCGGCCUCGCCGCCAUCGCCGCCCCUCCCGGCAAGGUGCGCCCCUCUGCGGGUUGUGACUCCGCUACGAAAUCGUCCCAUUCCCAAGCUUGUACUUCGCCCCCUCCCCCCCCUUUUUUUCCCUUCCCUUGCCACCGCGCGGCCAUGUGGGACGCUUUAUCUGCGCGGCGCAUCCCGCGGCCGGUGUGGGGAGUUGGCAGCGGAAGCCCAGAUGCGCGCGCACGCGCAAUCGACUGGUCACUGCACGUGCAUUCAUGCCCGCAUGUCCUCCGUUUCUGCUCCCCAUCCAAACUGCUUCCCAUGCCUGCGCGCUCACUACCUCAUCCGCCCAUGUCUCUACGAUCCCACCUCUCCCCGCCACCGCGCCUCUCCCGCCCCUCCGCGACCCAACACGUGCAGGCCCAACAGCUGGUGUCGCUGUGCGUCAGCCUGCUGCUGCUGCUCCCUCCUCUCCUGCGCCCUGCACUGCCUCUCCGCCCCUCCCCUUCCUCGCCCCCCGCCGCGCUCAUCCCGGCCCGCCUCCCCCUCCCCCUCGUCGCGCCCGCCGCGCUUCUCCCCUCCGCGGAGAGCGCGUGGAUGGGCGCGGCGCUGCUGGGCGCUUGGUCUGCUGCCGCACACCUUCCUCCUGCUCGCCUGGCAGGUACGCCCCUCGUCUCCUCGUUCCCGCUUCCCCUGCUUCUUAGCCGCUUCGUUGCUUAUCUAUCUAGUGCUGUCUCUUCGUCGCUUCAUUGCAUCGCUUCGCCCCUCGUCCUUUUUCGGGUCCGCUCGCUUCGCUGUGCCGUGCUGUCAGGGAUCCGCUUGCUGCUACUGCGCUCAUACCCGUUUCACGUUUUGAGACGUCUCAAAACUGCUACUGCGCUCAUACCCGUUUCACUGUAUCUUGCCUCUCACCACCCUCUUAAACCUCCUCAAAUUGCCCGUGCCUGCCCGCAUGCAGGAAAAGGUCGACUCGGAAGAGCGCAAGCCAGAGAAGCAGGGGGCGGGCGCAAGGUGCACAGGGGGGCGGCGGUGGCGGCGGUGGGGGGAGCUGCUGCUGCCGCAGUCGCUGGCUCUGGCAGCGGCGGUGCUGCUGGUGCUGGGCGCUGCUGCAGGGGCGAUGAGGAGGGGGGAGGGCGAGGAGGACGAGACAGGACGCACUGUCGGUGCUGUCGCUGCAGGACGGCCACUGCCUCCUCGUGCAGAUGUGCGAAUGUACUUCCUGCACCGCACCAUCUGUAUCAUCGGCACAGCACCUCACUCUCCCCCGUCCUUUUCCGCCCAUCUGCCCUCCCUCCCGUCCCACGCCUCUCCCCCUUCCCCUUGCAGCUGCUCACAGCCAAGGCAGCGCCGGGGCUCUUUGCGCUCGUGCUGCUGGCAGCAGCGCACCUCCUCGCGCCCUCCACCACCCUCGCCGCCCAGCUCGCCCUCUCCGCCUUCGCCUUCCCUCCUCCCCCCGCCUCCUCCGCUCCCCCUUCCUCCCCCCCCCUCCGCGCCACCCCUCCCCCUACCUCGCCUUUGCAGCCACCCGCCUCGCCUCCCUCCUCCUCACUCUCCUCCCCGCGCUUCUCCUAG
Messenger RNA from Closterium sp. Naga37s-1, 1974 nucleotides. NCBI's taxonomy places the organism in Eukaryota, Viridiplantae, Streptophyta, Zygnematophyceae, Desmidiales, Closteriaceae. The record is from the annotation of a GenBank genome assembly.